This is a messenger RNA of Harmonia axyridis, 1467 nucleotides long. RefSeq names its product CD151 antigen-like. The record is from RefSeq and is a predicted model, not a curated record. Gene Ontology annotation, cellular component: membrane. The transcript is spliced from 6 exons. Lineage: Eukaryota; Metazoa; Arthropoda; Insecta; Coleoptera; Coccinellidae. The coding region runs from base 414 to 1190 and encodes 258 amino acids.
GGGACUACCUCAAUUUUCACGUUCAGUAAAUCGCAUAGCUCAGCAUUUUGGGUAACAAGCAAGGUUGAGAACCCAACCAGUCGAAUUGUUCGUGGUUUUCACAAUAGGUAAAAACGGAAGAGGGAAUAGCUGAAACCCAUUCACCAAUUCCAUUGCCUGGUAUUCUCUACUCUCGCCGAUCUAUUAGGUGAAAUAUCCUCAACGUGAACCACGUGAUCGUCAAGUACACUCCGUUGAAUGGAUCUCCUAGCUUCGAAACCUCGCGCGUGGUAACAUUGACAAUUGUGUGUUGUGCGUCAGUUGCUAUUUUAUUUGUUUUUUACAAUUGUUCAAGGAUACGAAGAUGACAGUUGAAGAUCACUGAAUAUAUUGAUGUGUGGUUUCAAUGCAAAAAGGAAAUUUGUGACCAAAAUAUGGCAAAAGAUGGUUGUUGUUCCACGACUUGCUUGAAGAAUGUACUGAAUUUUUUCAAUCUCAUUUUUUUAUUUGCUGCUGUGGCCCUCGUGAUUGUUACUGUCUGGAAACUUGGAAAUCAAACUGAACUGAUUGACCUAACUUCUGCCACCUACUCAGUUCUUAUAGAUUUUCUUAUAGUGGCAGGAAUUCUUCUUUUUCUGGUUUCGUUUCUGGGUUGCUAUGGAGUUAUCAAGGAAAACAGGAGAGUUCUUUUGGUUUAUAUCUUCAUACUCCUCUUCAUCGUUUUGUUGGAACUCAUGGUAGCAUUUCUUGGCUACGUAUAUAAGGAGAAUGUUGACGAAGAGUUGAAGGUGAAUUUGAAUCGGACCAUGUUGGAAAGUUUUGGAGUUGAUGAAGCUAAAACUCUAGCAAUUAAUGUCAUGCAAAGAAAGUUUUCUUGCUGUGGAGCAGUUCAGUUUGAAGAUUGGCGUUAUUCUGUAUGGAAAACUUCAAAUAUGACAAGAAAUCUAGUACCUGAUUCCUGUUGCAAGACAACUACAACAGGAUGUGGAAUCAGAGAUCAUCCUUCGAAUAUAUUUUACGACGGUUGCUUAGAAAAAAUGGAAGAUGAAAUGAAGAAUGGCUUGAUGACGAUCAUUUUUGUAGGUUUAAGUGUGGGCGUAUCUCAAAUAAUAGGUAUAGUUCUUGGCAUCCAGUUAUAUUUGAAAUUGAAAGAAGAAAUUGAUAUAAACGAAUUGAGAAGGAUUUUACAUAAUACCUAUGUAAUCCAGUGAUGUUGACAAUUUCUUCAGAAUUAAUUAUGAAAAAAUGAUUACCUACCUAUUGUUAUGUACUUAACGAACUUCUCUUUAUGUUAGUCAUUCAAAUGACAUUUUAUAUAUGUAUAUUCUUAGCAGUAUAGGAUGAAUGUAUUUAAUAUUUGUAGAUGCCAGUCUCAAACAAGUGAUAUUAAUUCUAUAAUUUAUUUAUUCUCUUCUUUUACUAGUCAACUUAAUAAACUGUAAGUGAAAAUGAAUAUUAAAUAAAAUUUUAAAACCCGGGUCUCUUUCA